AAAAAGUCAUGGCAUACAAUUAAAACCAUGGUUAACUUACCAGUCAUCAGCCCCUUCAAGAAACGCUACUCAUGGGUGCAGCUGGCUGGACAUACAGGGAGUUUCAAGGCAGCUGAUAGUGGGAAGAUUUUGAAACGCUUCUCAGAGAACGAAAAGGAGUGUUUUGAGCGAUUGAUGAAAGACCCGCUACGCUCCUGUGUCCCUUGCUUCCAUGGUGUGGUGGAGAGAGAUGGCGAGAGCUACAUUCAGCUGGAUGACUUGCUUACUGAUUUUGAAGGGCCUUCUGUGAUGGACUGCAAGAUGGGGAUCAGGACGUACUUGGAAGAAGAGUUGGCUAAGGCCCGUGAGAAACCAAAGCUGCGUAAGGACAUGUACAAGAAAAUGAUUGAAGUGGAUCCCCUUGCUCCCACAGCUGAAGAGAAUGCCCAGCAUGCUGUCACCAAACCCCGAUACAUGCAGUGGAGGGAAACCAUCAGCUCUAGUGCCAACCUGGGCUUCAGGAUUGAAGGGAUUAAGAAGGCAGAUGGAACAUGUAACACAAACUUCAAAACUACGAAGACAGAGGAGCAAGUUCUACAGGUUUUUGUGGAAUUCAUUGAGGGCAACACAACUAUUCUGAAAAAAUACCUCAAGCGUCUGCAGGAAAUUCAUAUCAUUCUUGAAUCCUCAGACUUCUUCAAGCGACACGAGGUCGUUGGAAGUUCACUACUUUUUGUACAUGAUGGCAGUGGGAAUGCCAAUGUGUGGCUGAUUGAUUUUGGAAAGACCACCCUUCUCCCUGAUGGGCAGACACUGGAUCACAGGAUCCCCUGGCAAGAAGGCAACAGGGAGGAUGGGUACUUGUUGGGGUUGGACAAUUUGAUUGGCAUCUUGGAAAGCAUCACUGAAAGAUGAGUUGAGAAUGGCACAAAACUUGCAGGGCUGCUCUGUAACUUUCUGCUCUACUGGGAUCACUCAGAUAGAAGGAAACCUUUAACUCCCUCCAAACUUCUGAGGACAUCAGUGCAGAGGGAGCUGCAUCCAGAACCCAGCAGUUAGUCAUCAAAAUGACUUUGCAUUGGCCCUCUAUGAACCUAAAUAACUCCAAAUUGGUCUGUAUUACACCAGGCUAACUUCAGACUGGUCCUCAGAGAAUGAUGGUCUCCAUACUCAGGAAACACACCAGCAUGAGUCAAGAGGUCUGUAUGGUAAACCAGAAUGAUUCUAAUUUCUGGCAAACAGAUGGGACUCCAGCUUACCUCUUAGGGAACCAGAGCAAGUACGUAGGGAAUAACAUUUUUUCAGAGAAAUACGGAGUUUUGAAACCAGCAAGAGUGUUGGUUUGCUUUUUGGGUUUUUUUUCCCCCCCUAAUUCCAAGUCUUCUUGCUCCUUUGUACACUAUAGGUUGGACCAACAACUUCUGCUGUGUUACAGUGUGCACAAAGUGGAAAUGGGUGAUAAUCACAAGAAACCUGGAGCAAAGGGAGACAGCAGUUUGUAGUGGCUGGAUGUGGGAACUGCUGUUGACCAUUCCUCCUCUUCCCUGCCCUAGCCUCGAUUCACUUCUAUCCAAGAACAGCCUUUGCCUUUUGGGAAGCUGCUCAGGAGAUUACAGAUAUUCUAGGGAGAGAAUAGUAGCCUAUUGUCUCCAAAAACAUUUGACUUCUAGACUGGGUGGGCUGUUGGAAAAGUGCCUACCUUGGCAAGUUUGGUCUCUUGCAGGUGAACUGCAGUUCUGAAAAUCAGUAAAGACUCUUGCACACAGACCAGGGAACUAAGGGGUUUUUUCAAGGCUUAUUUGCUUUUAAAGAUAAAACCC
This is a messenger RNA of Mesitornis unicolor (brown roatelo), 1799 nucleotides long. RefSeq names its product inositol-trisphosphate 3-kinase A (gene ITPKA). The record is from RefSeq and is a predicted model, not a curated record. Gene Ontology annotation, molecular function: inositol-1,4,5-trisphosphate 3-kinase activity; inositol tetrakisphosphate kinase activity. Gene Ontology annotation, biological process: inositol phosphate biosynthetic process. The transcript is spliced from 6 exons. The annotation marks the transcript as partial. Gene Ontology annotation, cellular component: nucleus; cytoplasm. NCBI's taxonomy places the organism in Eukaryota, Metazoa, Chordata, Aves, Mesitornithiformes, Mesitornithidae.